Molecule: messenger RNA, 1189 nt
Organism: Myotis lucifugus (little brown bat)
Lineage: Eukaryota; Metazoa; Chordata; Mammalia; Chiroptera; Vespertilionidae
Product: probable E3 ubiquitin-protein ligase HERC6
Exons: 10
Biological process (GO): protein polyubiquitination
Molecular function (GO): ubiquitin protein ligase activity
Source: RefSeq, a predicted model, not a curated record
AUGCCGUGGUCUCACCCGGUGCUUGCACCUGCUGCUGGUGCAAGCCCUGCUGGCAUCCGCUGUCAACAUCCAGCGCUGGUCCCGAUUGCUUGGCACUGUCAGCGGGUAAACAAAGCUACUUGUCAACUACCAGAGAAUACUUUCAUCAUAAAUGAACUCUCUGCUAAGUUGAACUUUAUUGGAGAAAGAAAAAUAAUGUUCCAGAGAGAUAACUACCUGAUAACUGCAGGAAACUUCAGUCCCAUUAUUUUCAGUGAAUUUCCAUUUAUCUUUAAUUUGCUAUCCAAAAUAAAAUUAUGGCAAGCUGAUUCCGUUAUGAAAAUAUGGGGGUCACAAAUUACACAUAUGUUUUCACCCCAAUUUUUACUUCAAGUCAGACGAAGUCACCUAGUUGAUGAUGCUCUGCGUCAGUUAGACCAAGCUGCAGUCACUGACCUUCGGAAAGAAUUGGCGAUUGAAUUUAUUAACGAAAUUUGUUCUGUGGGUUAUGGGGUAAAGUCCGAGUUCUUCUACUUCAUAUUUGAAGAGAUGACCAAGACAGAAUAUGGAAUGUUCAUGUAUCCUGAAGAGGGUUCCUACAUGUGGUUUCCUAUCAGUCCUAGAUUUGAGAAGAAGAGAUAUUUCCUCUUUGGGAGGCUGUGUGGACUCUCCCUGUACCAUUUAAAUGUUGCCGAUAUUCCUUUCCCACUGGCUCUGUUUAAGAAACUUCUGGACCAAAAGCCAUCAUUGGAAGAUUUAAAAGAACUCAGUCCCCUUUUGGGAAAGAAUUUGCAAGAAGUUCUAAAUUAUGAGGCUGAUGACAUUGGAGAAGCACUUUGCAUAUAUUUUUCUCUACGAUGGGACCAACAUAAUGUUGAUUUAAUUCCAAAUGGGAUCUCUAUACUUGUGGACCAAACCAACAAGACCGACUAUGUUUCUCAGUGUGUUGAUUACAUUUUCAACACUUCUGUAAAGGCAGUUUAUGAGGAAUUUCAGAGAGGAUUUUAUACAGUCUGUGACAAAGAGAUACUUAGACUUUUCCAUCCUGAAGAACUAAGGACAGCAAUAAUUGGAAAUACUGAUUAUGACUGGGAACAAUUUGAAAGGAAUUCAGUAUAUGAGCCAGAAUACCAUGAAUCACAUCCUACUAUACAGAUGUUUUGGAAAGCUUUCCACAAAUUAACUUUGGAUGAAAAGAGACAAUUCCUCU